Molecule: messenger RNA, 1352 nt
Organism: Elephantulus edwardii (Cape elephant shrew)
Lineage: Eukaryota; Metazoa; Chordata; Mammalia; Macroscelidea; Macroscelididae
Gene: TBC1D13
Product: TBC1 domain family, member 13
Exons: 12
Coding region: 42-1244 (400 amino acids)
Biological process (GO): activation of GTPase activity; intracellular protein transport
Molecular function (GO): GTPase activator activity
Source: RefSeq, a predicted model, not a curated record
GGCGGCGAAGGCAGCGGCGGGGAGAUCCGGAAGUCAACACCAUGUCGAGCCUGCACAAGAGCCGGAUUGCAGAUUUCCAAGAUGUCUUGAAGGAACCCACGAUUGCCUUGGAAAAGCUUCGGGAACUCAGUUUUAGUGGCAUACCCUGUGAGGGCGGACUGCGGUGCCUCUGCUGGAAGAUUCUUUUGAACUAUCUCCCCUUGGAGAGAGCCUCAUGGACUUCCAUCCUGGCCAAGCAGAGGGAGCUAUAUUCUCAGUUCCUGAGGGAGAUGAUUAUCCAGCCAGGCAUUGCCAAGGCCAACAUGGGAGUGUCAAGGGAGGAUGUAACCUUUGAGGACCAUCCACUCAACCCCAACCCUGACAGUCGAUGGAACACAUACUUCAAGGAUAAUGAGGUGCUGCUGCAGAUCGACAAAGAUGUCCGGAGACUGUGCCCAGAUAUAUCCUUCUUUCAGAGGGCUACUGAGUACCCUUGCCUUCUCAUCCUGGACCCCCAGAAUGAAUUUGAGACCCUCCGAAAGCGGGUGGAACAGACAACGUUGAAAUCCCAGACAGUAGCUCGGAACCGGAGUGGAGUCACAAAUAUGAGCUCCCCGCACAAGACCACUGUGCCGUCAUCCCUGAAUGAAUAUGAGGUGCUGCCCAACGGCUGUGAGGCCCACUGGGAGGUGGUGGAGCGAAUCUUGUUCAUCUAUGCCAAGCUCAACCCUGGAAUCGCCUAUGUGCAGGGCAUGAACGAGAUUGUCGGACCCCUGUAUUAUACCUUUGCCACAGACCCCAACAGCGAGUGGAAAGAGCAUGCUGAAGCAGACACCUUUUUCUGCUUCACUAACCUCAUGGCUGAGAUCCGGGACAACUUCAUCAAAAGCCUGGAUGACUCACAGUGUGGCAUCACCUACAAGAUGGAAAAGGUGUAUUCCACACUGAAGGAGAAGGACAUGGAGCUCUACUUGAAACUGCAAGAGCAGCACAUCAAGCCCCAGUUCUUUGCCUUCCGCUGGCUGACACUGCUCCUCUCCCAGGAAUUCUUGUUGCCUGAUGUCAUCCGUAUCUGGGACUCCCUCUUUGCUGAUGACAACCGCUUUGACUUCCUGCUCCUUGUCUGUUGCUCCAUGCUCAUACUGAUCCGGGAGCAGUUGCUGGAAGGAGACUUUACUGUAAACAUGCGGCUCCUGCAGGAUUAUCCCAUCACAGAUGUUUGCCAGAUCCUACAAAAAGCGAAGGAACUUCAGGACUCAAAGUAACAUGGUGACAAGAGGUCCAGGUUUGGGAGAGAAGCCAGCGAUCCCUGGCUUUUGGAAUGCACAGAAGCCUGUAAGAUCCCAGCCGGAAGGGAAACUGCAGAAUUGGCC